This is a messenger RNA of Arabis nemorensis, 1248 nucleotides long. NCBI's taxonomy places the organism in Eukaryota, Viridiplantae, Streptophyta, Magnoliopsida, Brassicales, Brassicaceae. The record is from the annotation of a GenBank genome assembly.
AUGAGCUCGCUUUCCGUUAUUUCUCUCCUCACCGGAUUUCUCACGGCGAUGGUUGUGAUUUCUGAAUUUCCCUCCUCCUCCAGCUCUAACGGCGACGAUCCACCCAAGAAACCUCAACAAUCCCAGAAGAAACCUCAAGAAGAGGAAGAUAAAUCGAAGCAAAUCAUUACCCAACAAGAGAAUCAUCUUUCGUUUUUUUCCCCAAUUCCACAAGAACUCAUCGAAGCUUGCCUCUCACUAAUCCCCAGACGUGAUUACCCAACGAUAUCUCUCGUCUCCAGAUACUUCCGUCGUCUCAUCGCUUCUUCUUCACUCUACCAGCAUCGUUCACUCCUCAACAUCACCGACUCUGUUCUUUACGCGUUCGUCGGAUUCCCUCCUUUCGAUUACCCAAGAUGGUUCAUUCUUCAUCGGAAUCGUAACCAAUCCAACUCUUUACAACUCCGCAUAAUCGAUACGCUUCAACACUUUCCAUUCGGAUCUGCUCUUGUCACAAUCGGACAAAAGAUGUAUGUACUCGGUGGAUGCGACGGUUACAGAGAGCGUACAAAUGGAGUGUUUCUAAUGGAUUGCAGAACUCACAGACGGAGGGAGCUUCGACAUAUGCGAGGGGCACGUUACCGAGCAGCCGUCGGAGUAAUCGACGGAAAGAUUUACGUAAUCGGAGGUCGAGAGAAACGAUAUCCGGAUUGGGUUGAAGUGUUGGAUUUAAAGACUGGGAUUUGGAGUUCUUUGAUUGGUCCGUUUCCUUUAGGUGCUCGUGAAGGAGAGUUUGAGACAUACGUUGUGAUGCAACAGAAGAUUUACCUUCUGGAUUAUAGUUCUUGUUUGUCUUACGAACCCAGAACACGUAACUGGGAAUCUUGCGGUAUGUUGAGAGAAUUCUGGCAAAGAUCGUCUUGUGUGGUGGAUGAUAUGUUGUAUACUAUUGAUCCUCAAUUUAGGCUUGGAAGUUUGGUAAUCGUGUAUGAUCCAAGGGAGAUGAAUUGGAGAUCUGUGAAUGUUGUAGGUGAUUUGCCUCAUCUCUUUUAUUAUGAUUCGAAAAUGGCCAAUUUCGGUGGAAAGUUGGUGAUUUUGGGUACUAGUCAGGGACGGUAUACUCCCGGGAUAAAAGAUAUCUGCUGCGUAGUGAUCGCUUUGGAAAAACGUGAAAAUGGUGAGAUUCGGGGGAAUGUCGAAUUAGUCGAGUGUGUGCUUACAGCCCUGAGUUCGCCUUCCAUCGAGCUUUGUCGUACUAUUACGUUUUGA